Xiphias gladius (swordfish) is the source of this 3109-nucleotide messenger RNA. RefSeq names its product zinc finger, CCHC domain containing 7 (gene zcchc7). The transcript has 10 exons. Gene Ontology annotation, molecular function: nucleic acid binding; zinc ion binding. Lineage: Eukaryota; Metazoa; Chordata; Actinopteri; Istiophoriformes; Xiphiidae. The record is from RefSeq and is a predicted model, not a curated record. The coding region runs from base 229 to 2196 and encodes 655 amino acids.
AAACGUUACGGUCGACCAACCUAUUUACCUCCGACAAACCCGGAAAUAGUUUGUCUGUCUCCCUCUGGCUGGAAGCAGGAGAGCAGCUUCGGCACCUGUAACCUCCCCAGUUUGUUGGAUAAAGUCAGCUGCAGCCACUGAGGUCACCGUCGUCCCAGGCGUGAGUGUUUAUGUGUGUGGGUGCUGGUGAGGUGUGCGCUUGUGUGUACUGAGAGUGUUGUUAGGGUGAUGUACUGCAGCUAUCAAGACCGUGAGGAGUUGGAGGAUGAUCUCUACCAAGAGGAUGAUGGAGAAUCUGAGGGGUCAGAGGCCAACAGCGAGCUGGAAUUCCGCCUCUAUAGCCAGCUCCACUACUCCUCUAAUGCUGGGGAGACGGAGGAGCAGGAGAGCAGAGGUAGGGGGGAGGGCCAGGACAGCCAGCAGCUGGAGGUGACUGAGAAAACUUCAGAUGCUGAAGGAGAACUGGAACACACCGGAGAAGGUGGGCCUCCUUCACCUAACAUAAGCAAGCUACGGCAUCAAAUGAAGAAGAAGAAGGGGGACGAACCUGAGAAGCAGAAGAAGGGGAAAAGUGAUCCUAAAGGUCAGAGGUCGUCAUCACUUUUUGAGGAGGUCAUCGUGAUUGACUCCAGCCCUGAUGUUAUCUCCAUUUCUGAGGAUGACUCUGCCGAUGAUGAAGGGGUCUGUGCCUUAAAGGGUAAAGGCUUACACCGGCUGCAGACUUCCACCCCAGCACAACAGGGAGACCGGAAAAAGAAGAGGAGUCUCAGUGCGCCGGUGACGGUGGACUCCAGCAGCUCAGAAUCCGAUUCGGAAGAGUCUGAAUCCAAAUCUGAGUCCGAUUCUUCCGAUUCUUCUGAUUCAGAUGUUCUGGAGAGCUGGAUGAUCCUGGGUCGAGGGAAGCAGGACGGAGACCAUUCCAUCUCACUCAACCUGGAGCAAGGGUCUGACAGCAAUGCAGAUGCUGCAGAAGAAGAGGGCAGCUGGUUGGUUUCUGACAAGGACAAGGAGGCUCAGAUCUAUAACAAAGACAAGGGUGCCAGGAUAGCGCUACAGCGGGUGUCAAACCGAUACUAUACCGACAAGAACGUCCACUGUAGAAACUGCAACAAGACCGGACAUCUCUCCAAGAACUGCCCUGAGCCCAAAAAGUUGUCGCCCUGCUUCUUAUGUGGCACUCCAGGCCACCUAGUCAGUGAAUGUCCCAAUAAGCACUGCAACAACUGCGGUCUGCCUGGUCACCUGUACGAGUCCUGCAGCGAGAAGGCAUACUGGCACAAACAGUGUCAUCGCUGCAGCAUGAAGGGACACUUCUUUGACGCUUGUCCAGAGAUCUGGAGACAGUACCAUAUCACAACUAAGAGAGGUCCUCCUGUAAAGCAGCAGGGAGAGGACAACGGUCGAUCUCCUGCCUACUGCUACAACUGCUCCAGGAAAGGACACUUUGGCCAUGUGUGUACACGGCAGAGGAUGUUCAGCGGGGUGUAUGCCAGCAUCCCAUUCAUCAACCACUACGACACUGUGGAGGACAUUAACCGCAGACAACACAGGAUAAAGCUGAAGGUUAAAGACCUGAAGAAAAAUGGCUAUGUCCCCACCACCUCUCAGACCCCUGUCACUCCAGGACCGCCGAAGAAGAAACAGAAAAUCAGCCAUCACAAAAGCUACCACCAGCCUAACCACACACCUCACCAAACCCCUAACAACCACAAACCCAGUCCCAGCCAUAUCUUUUUUAGAGACAGUGACUUUAGGGACACAACACCCAAAACCAAUAAGUUCGGCAAGUACAAACAGCAGGAAAGCACUGGUAAUGUGAAACCGUGGAAAGCCAAGAGACCAGUGCCCACCUCAAGAGACCCUCUCCCACCAACUAAACUCAUUUUGGAUGAAGCAGAUGACUUUCCCAGAGGAGGAGGCAAAGGAGAUAACAUGGAGAAGAAGAAGAUGAAGAGGAAAAGGAUGAAGAAAACAAAGGAAGUAGCACCAGAGGGACACAGAAACAGCAGACCAGACCACCUCUUUUGGACUGUGACUGGUGCGAUGCAGGGGUCAGAGUCAAAGCAAGAGAACCGAGAGAAGAGGAAGAAGAGGAGAAAUCGAGUCCGGAGGAUUGCUGACAAAAAAUCCGCUGCACCGAUGUACCCAACGGAUGAGAACCUGUUUAUCAUCAAACAGCGUAAACGCAACAGAUAGCAUCAGUAUGUGUGAGGUGUGGGUGUCAGAGGCUGUCAGUGCUGUGAUCUUUACGACCGGUAGUUAUGGGUUCGUGACGUUUAGAGACAUGACUCAGGUCUCACUGCAAAAGUCUUCUGCUUUGGGGGUUCAUAGGCCUUUUUUUUUUUUUAAAGAAAGACAUUUUGACAUGUCAUGGCAGGAAAAGCACGGAUUCAAAUAAUAAAAUUAAUUAUGACUGAAUUCAGUUUAGGAGCUUCAUUUUCAGGGUCCUGGUAUUGUGCAUGUUGUCUCACUGUCACAUUGUCAUGGCUUAGUGGGACACUUGAAUAGAAUGGAGACAUCAUUAAAGGACAGGUCCACAGUUUUUCAAAUCUGCCUUAAAACAAUAGCUAUGUGUCCAUAUGAACGUUGAAACAUUGUUUAUGCACUUUCAAUGUAAGGGAUGGGGGACAAAAUUCACAGUCCUCAUUUCGUGCAGAGAUGUAUUCCUAAGUUUAUCUGAACAUAAUAUGAGGCUUCAGGAGUUUGAGAUAGACAAAUUGAGUGGAUUUCUUUCAAAGUUAGACUCAGCUGAACAGGGAAACACUGGCCAGGGAAACAAAAGGAGGGAACUUUGUACUAUAAUGGCAGUAACUUUGGAAGAUACCGUAUCUACUUGGUUUGUCUAACUCAAACUGUUGAAGCCUCAUAUUAGUUUUAGAUAAACUUCUGAAUUCAUUUUUGCACAAAAUAAGGACUGCAGAUUUUAUUCCCCAUCACUUACAUUGGAAGCACUUGAGGCAGGGAUCAUUUUAACAAAGCAAGCAAAUGUUGUUCCUAUGUUUACAUACGCACCUGAGUACUGCUAUAAGUCAGCCUUUAAAAAUACUGAACCUACCCUUAAUUUUAUCAGAUAUAUAAUAUCUGUGCUUUUCCUACUAUGACAAUAUGU